AUGAUUGAAAUCAAUUAUCCUUCUAUUGAACAUCCAUUUGGUGUUCACUUAUGGCCUUUGUUCGAUUGUGUGUUCAGUAAAAUUGUAGGUGUUUCUGCUGAAGAUUUCCAAUUCACUUAUAAUGAAACUUUCUUAGCCAAUGGAUACCAAGCAAUCUCAGUUAUUGUUGUAUACUAUAUAAUUAUCUUUGGUGGUAAGAAGCUCAUGAGUUCAUUUAACAUUCCUGCUAUGAAAUUAAACUUCUUAUUUCAAGUUCAUAAUGUUUUCUUAACUUUAGCUUCCUUGAUUUUAUUAUUAUUAUGUAUUGAACAAUUAGUUCCAAUCUUAUAUUAUAGAGGUAUCUUUGAUGCUGUUUGUCAUAAAGACUCUUUCACUCCAAAAUUGGUUACUUUAUAUUAUUUGAAUUAUUUAACUAAAUAUGUGGAAUUGAUUGAUACUGUUUUCUUAGUAUUGAAAAGAAAGAAAUUAUUGUUCUUACAUGUUUAUCAUCAUGGAGCCACUGCAUUAUUAUGUUACACUCAAUUAAUGGGUAAUACUUCAGUUGAAUGGGUACCUAUUACUUUGAAUUUAGCUGUUCAUGUUGUGAUGUAUUGGUACUAUUUCUUAAGUGCCAGAGGUAUUAGAGUCUGGUGGAAAGAAUGGGUCACUAGAUUCCAAAUUAUUCAAUUCUUGAUUGAUUUAGUAUUUGUAUACUUUGCUACUUAUACUCAUUAUGCUUUCAAAUAUUUCCCUUGGUUACCUCAUUUAGGUGAUUGUUAUGGUAGUGAAUUAGCUGCUUUCUAUGGAUACUUGAUUUUAACUAGUUAUUUGAUCUUAUUCAUUAGUUUCUAUUUCUCAGUUUAUAAGAAACCUGCAGCCAAAAAAGUCAAAGAAGAACCAUCAACUGCUACUUCAACCGGAGUUAAAUCCAAAGAAGGUCUCACCAAAAGAAAAGCUUAA
This is a messenger RNA of Yamadazyma jaroonii, 939 nucleotides long. NCBI's taxonomy places the organism in Eukaryota, Fungi, Ascomycota, Pichiomycetes, Serinales, Debaryomycetaceae. The record is from the annotation of a GenBank genome assembly.